CUGAAAAAUUUAGUUAUAGUAAACUUAACGAUAAAUUAAAGGUAUCAUCGAAUUUAGUUAAUGCAUCACGUAAAUUUGCUAGAAUUAAUAGGCCAGGCUUACAGUUUAUUAAGCCUACACCAGAAACAUCAACUCUUACAACACCAUUAUUAUCAUGGACGAUGCCUAAACCAUAUGGAUCAGAUUACAAAUUAGAUCCACGCAGAUUUAAAAAACAAGUAUUGAAAAAUAAACUUGACGAAGAGAAUAUUGUUUACCAAGAAAACACUAGUCGAAUUAAUUUAGCAUCUCAACUUCAACUUCAUCUUUUUAACAAAAACAAUCAAAUACAACCAAUAACGGGCAAAACAUGUACUACACAAUUAAAUGAAGCUUUUAAUUAUCAAAAUGUUAAACCUAACCCAAGUUCUGAAAAAAAAGAUAAUAAUAAAUUAUCAUACGAAAAUAGCCCUUCAAUUAAUCUUUCUUUGCCUUCUAACCAAGAGCAACUACUUAUGGAUUCAGAAAUUCAUAGUACACGAAUUUCGAAAGAAAUAGUAUUUUUGUUACAAAGGUUCUUUUUAGCAGGAAAUGUCAGCAAAAGUGACCAUUACUCUGAACAAGAUAUGUAUAAUGAGUUGGUUAAUUUGGCAGAUAAAGGGAAAAUAGAUAGAAAUAAAAUUCCAAAGGUACAAACCAUUAAGGGAUGGAUAAGCAGAUAUUCUAAACAGAUAAAAAAAGAAGCGGCUGAAAAGUCAGAAAAUGCUGGAGAAGGUUCUGGAAGUAAUAAAAGGUUGAAAAUAUGA
Funneliformis mosseae is the source of this 785-nucleotide messenger RNA. Lineage: Eukaryota; Fungi; Glomeromycota; Glomeromycetes; Glomerales; Glomeraceae. The record is from the annotation of a GenBank genome assembly.